Coregonus sp. 'balchen' is the source of this 26056-nucleotide messenger RNA. NCBI's taxonomy places the organism in Eukaryota, Metazoa, Chordata, Actinopteri, Salmoniformes, Salmonidae. The record is from the annotation of a GenBank genome assembly.
AUGAACAGUGGACUCCCAGCUUCAGCUGCUCCGCUCGCGGGUGUCGGAAUACCCUGCGUCAAGGUGAAGUUCUGCCGAUACUACGCAAAGGAUAAGACUUGCUUUUAUGGGGACGAGUGUCAGUUUUUGCACGAGGAGCCGUCCAUGGCAAGCAUGUCCCUUCACGGCGGAGCAAGCCCUGUCCCUUUAUCCAUGUCUGGAGGAGCCGUGACGGCUGCAGGGUAUCCUCUUAGUGCACCCCCGGCCUGCCAGGUUGGGGUACCGAACGUCCCCAAAAAGGGCGACUCUCUGGGGCCUGCAGGCACGGCUCUGGAGGGACAGAUGUUAACCAGUGAGUAUAUUUCGUCUGUUUGUCCCGGUCCGAUACGACAGGGCCUAGCACAACCUCAUCGGUGGUUGUUACUUUUUGGGCGUGUGAGGGGCUUUGUUAACAUUGAGCCCGGGGAUUCUUUGAGGCCUCUUUCCCCCCAAAACAACGUGGGCUAAACAACGUUUUUUAAGCUACACAAUCAAACAUAACUAAUUAAAGUGUCAGAGCACUAAGCUUUUCAUCCAGAGUUUGAGCUCCUUCAAUAAAUGCAUUUAGUUAGCAAUUUCAGUGUUUUUGUAUUUGACAGCUUCAAGACAUGAGUGGGCAAAUUCAGACAAUCAUUGGCUAACGUAGCUAGUUAGAUGGCUAUGGCUAGAAAAGUUAGCCUGCCGAGAAAAAAAAAAAGGUACACGGCACAUUAACGUUUGCGCACUUCUUGCAUUAGGUAACUUGUUAGUAAUGCGUGCAUCUAAGUAGCAUAGCUAGUUAGCUAAUGUUGAAUAGUUUUGGAAGCGAGUCUUUCUAUGAUGCUUGUCUUGAUGCAUGAGUAGGGUGACUAGCUAGCUUACAUGCUAACCAAACAUCUGCUGUUGUGAAGUCCAUUUACUUAGUAGCUAACUAGUUAGCAUCAUAACUUGCAAAAUAAUUCAACCACCACAGCUGUAUUUUAUAUUAUUGAACUCUGCACAAUGCCACAUGUUCGGUUGCAAGGUGGAUAUUAUCAUUUGUGCACACAAGUUGGCUAACUGGAUAAAGUUGAAGUGUUUACGUCUUCUCAAGAAGCGUGCUGAUUGGCUUCUCCUCGGUAAUCGCCCAGUCCUGUAAAUGAAGACGAUCAAAUGGCCUCAUGGCUAGAACAUUAGUUCAUAGCCACUUAUGUGCAUUAUAUGCAUUUAGCUUCACAUAGCCAUUAAAUUGAGACCCCUACCACUCUUUAUAAUGGAGAAGGUGAUCUAGUCUGUAUGGCAUAUAUUGUCUGUCUCCAUAAUGUUUUCCAAACAUUGAAUAUGACGUUUACCAGGACCAUCCAGACCCUGUGUAGUAGAAGCAGGUGUCUGAUUCUGAACCCAUUGUCUCUGUCCUCUACAGUCCCUGGGAUGGAGGGCGGGACCCUGAGCGAUGCCAAUCUGACCAACUCCUACUUCAGCAGCAGCUUCAUCGGUGUCAACGGCUUCGGGAGCCCAGCAGAGUCUAAAUACUCUAUGAUGCAGGUAUGACCAGCCUCGGAAUUCAACUAAACAGUACUGACUCGACAGAUGCCUAAAUUCUUUUUUGUUUCAAAGCGACUUUGAGAUUCUUGUUUGUAAUGAGAAGCGCUAUAUAAAAUACAUCUGAUUUAUUAUUCUACUCUCAAGUGUUCAGGUACCAGCUUUAGAUCUACAGGAAGUUAGAAAAUACUGGUCAAAUACUGAAUUAUAGUGCUACUUGGCUGAUGUGGUAGAGGUGAACUUAUUCUUGUAUGUUAAUCAGAAAGUCUGGUUCAGUACUGGUCUAAAGACAGUGAUCUUUGCUAUCAGGGAUCCUUGGGUCAUCCCUUGCCCAUUGAAGUUGACAUUUAAAAUGGUUAAGUUUAGGGUUUUGUAAGGGUUAAGGUUAGGGUUUAGGGUAGGGACGUCCAAGCAGGGUUGGGCCAAUAUACAGUGGGGAGAAUAAGUAUUUGAUACACUGCCGAUUUUGCAGGUUUUCCUACUUACAAAGCAUGUAGAUGUCUGUAAUUUUUAUCAUAGGUACACUUCAACUGUGAGAGACGGAAUCUAAAACAAAAAUCCAGAAAAUCACAUUGUAUGAUUUUUAAGUAAUUAAUUUGCAUUUUAUUGCAUGACAUAAGUAUUUGAUCACCUACCAACCAGUAAGAAUUCCGGCUCUCACAGACCUGUUAGUUUUUAUUUAAGAAGCCCUCCUGUUCUCCACUCAUUACCUGUAUUAACUGCACCUGUUUGAACUCGUUACCUGUAUAAAAGACACCUGUCCACACACUCAAUCAAACAGACUCCAACCUCUCCACAAUGGCCAAGAUCAGAGAGCUGUGUAAGGACAUCAGGGAUAAAAUUGUAGACCUGCACAAGGCUGGGAUGGGCUACAGGACAAUAGGCAAGCAGCUUGGUGAGAAGGCAACAACUGUUGGCGCAAUUAUUAGAAAAUUGAAGAAGUUCAAGAUGACGGUCAAUCACCCUCGGUCUGGGGCUCCAUGCAAGAUCUCACCUCAUGGGGCAUCAAUGAUCAUGAGGAAGGUGAGGGAUCAGCCCAGAACUACACGGCAGGCCCUGGUCAAUGACCUGAAGAGAGCUGGGACCACAGUCUCAAAGAAAACCAUUAGUAACACACUACGCCGUCAUGGAUUAAAAUCCUGCAGCGCACGCAAGGUCCCCCUGUUCAAGCCAGCGCAUGUCCAGGCCCGUCUGAAGUUUACCAAUGACCAUCUGGAUGAUCCAGAGGAGGAAUGGGAGAAGGUCAUGUGGUCUGAUGAGACAAAAAUAUAGCUUUUUGGUCUAAACUCCACUCGACGUGUUUGGAGGAAGAAGAAGGAUGAGUACAACCCAUCCCAACCGUGAAGCAUGGAGGUGGAAACAUCAUUCUUUGGGGAUGCUUUUCUGCAAAGGGGACAGGACGACUGCACCGUAUUGAGGGGAGGAUGGAUGGGGCCAUGUAUCGCGAGAUCUUGGCCAACAACCUCCUUCCCUCAGUAAGAGCAUUGAAGAUGGGUCGUGGCUGGGUCUUCCAGCAUGACAACGACCCGAAACACAUAGCCAGGGCAACUAAGGAGUGGCUCCGUAAGAAGCAUCUCAAGGUCCUGGAGUGGCCUAGCCAGUCUCCAGACCUGAACCCAAUAGAACAUCUUUGGAGGGAGCUGAAAGUCCGUAUUGCCCAGCGACAGCCCCGAAACCUGAAGGAUCUGGAGAAGGUCUGUAUGGAGGAGUGGGCCAAAAUCCCUGCUGCAGUGUGUGCAAAUCUGGUCAAGACCUACAGGAAACAUAUGAUCUCUGUACUUGCAAACAAAGGUUUCUGUACCAAAUAUUAAGUUCUGCUUUUCUGAUGUAUCAAAUACUUAUGUCAUGCAAUAAAAUGCAAAUUAAUUACUUUAAAAUCAUACAAUGUCAUUUUCUGGAUUUUAGUUUUAGAUUCUGUCUCUCACAGUUGAAGUGUACCUAUGAUAAAAAUUACAGACCUCUACAUGCUUUGUAAGUAGGAAAACCUGCAAAAUCGGCAGUGUAUCAAAUACUUGUUCUCCCCACUGUAUGUGUAUAUAUAUAUAUAUAUAUAGUAACUAAGCCUUAUUUUUUUCCGCCAAACAACAAUGAUUUAACGAGAAUACAACUAAUAUUGUAAAUAAGCACAAAUUGCACAGGCUGGAAUUAUCUAGUCAUUAAUGGCAUAAAACGAUUAUAUCGGAUAUCGUGGUAUUUGGAGUAGCAUAUCGUAGAUGUCUCCCCAAAUAUCAUCCAACACUAGCCCCAAUUAUCCCAGAUAGCACUGACCUAAAGAAAAUCAGAUAAUUAUGUAGGGCUAGGUGCUUGUUUAUUUCAAUCAAGCGAUCAUACAGGUUUUAGCAGAAUCGCAUUAGUGGAAACCAAGACUGUUCUCAGGGAAGACCUGGUUGUAGCUACACUGAACAAAAAUAAAGACGCAACAUGUAAAGUGUUAGUUUCAUGAGCUGAAAUAAAAGAUCCCAGAAAUGUUUCAUACGUGCAAAAAGCUUAUUUCUCUCAUUCUGUGCACAUAUUUGUUUACAUCCCUGUUGGUGAGCAUUUCUCCUUUGCCAAGAUAAUCCACCCACCUGAAAGGUGUGGAAUAUCAAGAAGCUGAUUAAACAGCAUGAUCAUUACACAGGUGUACUUUUUUCUGGGGACAAUAAAAGGCCACUCUAAAAUGUGCAGUUUUGUCACACAACACAAUGCCACGGAUGUCUCACGUUUUGAGGGAGCUUGCAAUUGGCAUGCUGACUGCAGGAAUGUCCACCAGAGCUGUUGCCAGAGAAUUGAAUGUUCAUUUCUCUAGCAUAAGCCACCUCCAAUGUCAUUUUAGAGAAUUUGGCAAUACAUCCAACCGGCCUCACAACUGCAGAUCAUGUGUAACCACGCCAGCCCAGGACCUCCACGUCCAGCUUUUUCACCUGCAGGAUGGUCUGAGACAAGCCACCUGGACAGCUGAUGAAACUGGGUUUACACAACUAGGGCUGUGGUGGUCACAAUUUUGUCAGCCGGUGAUUGUCACGCAGAUAACUGUCGGUCUCACGGUAAUUGACCGUUAAUUAACAAACACAUUUAGUAUCUCCUGGCUUCCACGCACAGCCUACAAGCCACUGAUGCUGACCUUUGGAACAUCUACAUUAAAAAAAGGUAUAAUAAAUCCAUGUAAUAUAGCCUACACCUUCACAAUAAAUCCAUAAUUUAUUUUAGACAGGUCUAAAGAAGCAUGAUAUGAAGAAAAUGUUGUCUAUUUCAGAAGAACAGAAUAGCAUACUCUGAGUUGUCCUUACAGUGGCUUGCGAAAGUAUUCACCCCCCUUGGCAUUUUUCCUAUUUUGUUGCCUGACAACUUGGAAUUAAAAUAUAUUUUUUUGGGGUUUGUAUCAUUUGAUUUACACAAUAUGCCUACCACUUUGAAGAUGCAAAAUAUUUUUUUGUGUGAAACAAGAAAUAAGACAAAAAAACAGAACUUGAGCAUACAUAACUAUUCACCCCCCCCCCCCCCCAAGUCAAUACUUUGUAGAGCCACCUUUUGCAGCAAUUACAGCUGCAAGUCUCUUGGGGUAUGUCUCUAUAAGCUUGGCACAUCUAGCCACUGGGAUUUUUGCCCAUUCUUCAAGGCAAAACUGCUCCAGCUCCUUCAGGUUGGAUGGGUUCCGCUGGUGUACAGCAAUCUUUAAGUCAUACCACAGAUUCUCAAUUGGAUUGAGGUCUGGGCUUUGACUAGGCCAUUCCAAGACAUUUCAAUGUUUCCCCUUAAACCACCCAAGUGUUGCUUUAGCAGUACGCUUAGGGUCGUUGUCCUGCUGGAAGGUGAACCCAGUCUCAAAUCUCUGGAAGACUGAAACAGGUUUCCCUCAAGAACUUCCCUGUAUUUAGCGCCAUCCAUCAUUGCUUCAAUUCUGACCAGUUUCCCAGCCCCUGCUGAUGAAAAACAUCCCCACAGCAUGAUGCUGCCACCACCAUGCUUCACUGUGGGGAUGGUGUUCUCGGGGUGAUGAGAGGUGUUGGGUUUGCGCCAGACAUAGCGUUUUCCUUGAUGGCCCAAAAGCUCAAUUUUAAUCUCAUCUGACCAGAGUACCUUCUUCCAUAUGUUUGGGGAGUCUCCUACAUGCCUUUUGGCGAACACCAAACGUGUUUGCUUAUUUUUUUCUUUAAGCAAUGACUUUUUUCUGGCCACUCGUCUGUGCUUAGUGGUGUUGCAGACUCUGGGGCCUUUCAGAAUAGGUGUAUAUAUACUGAGAUCAUGUGACACUUAGAUUGCACACGGGUGGACUUCUAUUUAACUAAUUAUGUGACUUCUGAAGGUAAUUGGUUGCAGCAGAUCUUAUUUAGGGGCUUCAUAGCAAAGGGGUGAAUACAUAUGCACGCACCACUUUUCCAUAAUUUUUUUCACUUCACCAAUUUGGACUAUUUUGUGUAUGUUCAUUACAUGAAAUCCAAAUAAAAAUCAAUUUCAAUUACAGGUUGUAAUGCAACAAAAUAGGAAAAACGCCAAGGGGGUUGAGUACUUUUGCAAGGCACUGUAUGUUAGGUCCUGAUCUGGCUAUGCCAAAUGGCUGUGGGCUACACUAGUUCAUUUAGCAGACAAGAUGUGCUUUAAAAAAAUAAAAUAAAAAAUAAUUGUAAAGUGGUUAUCCCACUGGCUAUAGGGUGAAUGCACCAAUUUGUAAGUCGCUCUGGAUAAGAGCGUCUGCUAAAUGACGUAAAUGUAAAUGUAGAAUUCCGUGGCAUUAUUUUAUAGUAUGAAGAAUACAAUUGAACAAAGCUGAAUGAAAUAGAAAGGAUAUUUUCUCCAAACAAUUUGAGGGAGUGCGCACAUGUGGCUAUUCUGUGUUGAGUGGUUAACAAAGAAAUAUGUAUUCCUAUAUGCUUAAUUUACAGUUAAUAAUGUAACUUUAGUUGUUGUACAAAUAUUGGGCUGUAUGUUUUGAUUUUUAAUACAUUGUUAGGCUGCAUGAUGCGACUAGUGAUGAUUUUGAAAAAAGUCCCUUGAAAGGCAUGAGCUCUGCUUUGUUUUUUUUGUGCAGGCUGUACACACUACAUCAGUCACUCAUUCACAAUUUGACAAGCACUUGAUAAUGCCUAGAAUUUCAUGGCAGCAUCCCCUUUGUGUGGCCGUAAUGCACCCUAAAAAAAUCCAUGACUUUUCUGGCCAGUGGCUGUUGUGCCUUUCUCCCUGAGUGCUGCACGCUCCAUCACGUGAUCAGGUCUUUCUCACAGGCUACAAGUGAAGACCGACACAUCGGGGAUGCAACUGCGCGCGUCCUUAUCCAAUUCCGAGGUGCAUAUUGAAGAUAUUGGAAGAACUGUCCACAUUUUACUUUUCGUCAGCUGACAAGAUGAGUAGGCCUAACAAACAGCAAAAGCACUAUCCUGUGUCAAUCUACUAUCCCCCAUAGUACAAAGGUCGACCUAUUCUGUGCGAGAAAUAAUUAUUCCAAACAUAGUCUGGGACACUUGUGGGAUGCGAUAGAUUCCAAAUUAAUACAACCACUAGCAUCAAAAAACAUUUUUGACGCAACAGAUCAGAACGUUUAGCUUAAAACGUUGAUAAACUAUUAGGCUAUUUCUUCACAUUAUAAGCGCAGCAAUGCGCACAUGGUAGUAGGCUAUAAGCGCAAAUGUUCCAUUAGCGGAAAACACCAUUAUCAAAAGUGACCGCAAAUGCAAUUAUGCAUUAUAAAGGUGCGUUUUUAUGGUGAAAAUGAUCUUCCCCAAACUUGAAACUCACGCGCUGCUUAUGUAUGCCAGUUAGGCAAUACACCCCUUGUAAAGCGGAUUAAUGUGCUUAAUUUUAAGAAGUUAUUUUGUCACUUUAGUUGUGAUAUAAACAUAUAGGCCUAUGGGCUAGGCUACAUGAGGUGUCUGACUAUGAUUAGAAAAAGUCGCAAAAAAUGGCAUUUUCUUAUGCUGCGCAUCAGUCACAAGUGAUAGGCUAAUAUUGUCACCCAUCAGACUAUUCUUGAUUUAAUCUUGUCUUUACAUAUACUAACUAAUAUAUGUGAGAAAUUUGUUUUGAUUUAGAAUGGACCGUUACCAUGCAUCUGUAUUGAAACAGGGGCAGUAGGAAAAAAUAAAUGUCUAUGCACUUAAAUAGCGAAUGGAGGACGCUUUUUCCCGUGGUUUAUUUUCAUGCCAACCAGGUAGGCUAUACUCCUGUUGUAAAUAAAGCAAUGUGCUUAAUAUUAGGAAAGUUGAGAAAUAAAAAUAGUAGGUCUAGCCUAUAGAAAGCUGAUCCUCUUUUUACUAGAGGCCAUCACUCUGUUUUCUCGUGAAAUUGCAUAGCCUGUAGAAAUGUAGCGCAACAUGAGCUCAUGGGCUCUCAUUAAGUGUUUGAUUUAGAUUUUCGAAAACAUUUGCAUUGAUGUCAGAGUGAUUAGAGGGACAAUGGAGUGCUGAGUACCAGGCAGUUAGCAAGUUUGGUAGGCUACUAAUGACCAUCAGCAGCAUCAGAGCUUGGAGAAGCCUAAUUACCAUGACUAAACGGUCACGUGGUAUUUGACUGCCUUUAUGACUCGUGACUGCCGGUGUGGCGGUGAUACGGUCACCGCAACAGCCCUUUACACAACCAAAUAAUUUCUGCACAAACUGUCAGAAACCGUUUCAGGGAAGCUCAUCUGCAUGCUCGUCGUCCUCAACAGGGUCUUGACCUGACUGCAGUUCGGUGUCGUAACAGACUUCAGUGAGCAAAUGCUCACCUUCGAUGGCCACUGGCACGCUGGAGAAGUGUCACGGAUUCAUCCCAGUUUCAGCUGUACCGGGCAGAUGUCGUUGUGUGGGCGAGCAUUUUGCUGAUGUCAACAUUGUGAACAGAGUGCCCCAUGGUGGGGUUAUAGUAUGGGCAGGCAUAAGCUACGAACACAAUUGCAUUUUAUCGAUGGCAAUUUGAAUGCACAGAGAUACCGUUCCGAGAUCUUGAAGCCCAUUAUCGUGCCAUUCAUCCGCCGCCAUUACCAUUACCUGUUUCAGCAUGAUAAUGCACGGCCCCAUGUCACAAGGAUCUGUACACAAUUCCUGGAAGCUGAGAAUGUCCCAGUUCUUCCAUGGCCUGCAUACUCAACGGACAUGUCACCCGUUGAGCAUAUUAUGAAUGCCAUUGAAGAGGAGUGGGACAACAUUCCAUAGGCCAAAAUCAACAACCUGAUCAACUCUAUGCGAAGGAGAUGUGUCGUGCUGCAUGAGGCAAAUGAUGGUCACAGCUGAUACUAACUGGUUUUCUGAUCCACGCCCCUACUUAAAAAAAAAAGGUAUCUGUGACCAACAGAUGCAUAUCUGUAUUCCCAGUAGUGAAAUCCAUAGAUUAGGGCCUAAUGAAUUUAUUCCAAUUGACUGAUUUCCUUAUAUAAACUGAAACUCAGUAAAAUCUUAGAAAUUGUUGCGUGUUUGUUUUUCAGUGUAAAUAUCUUCGAGUGGUGUCGGACAAUUUUAGCUAACCCUUUUUCCUAACCUUAAUUCUCCUAACCUGCUGCGAAAAGUCACUUCUGCUAGUCAAAACCGGCAGAUCUGCCCUUUAUUAGUGGUAGUAUCCACUAAUGCGAUAGUUGUAUUUUAUCUACAAUUCAACCAGGUGACCAGGUGCAUACACCUAAGCUGAAUUCCAAGACCAUCAGCCAGUGAUGCAGAUACAGUGGGUUCUAAUGGGAAUUAUUUUGCUGCAGACGGGGGUACCUUUCGAGAACUAAAGGGCUGCGGUCUUUGCUAGGAUAUGGUAGCUAGGUAACUAAGAUACUUUUUUUAAGCAUCUGUGUUUUGUUGUUAUGUAGAGAAUCACCAACAGCAGUAGUUCUCCCAGUCUCCUUGACGAUGGUGCCAAGAACUUCAACCACAGCGCUCACGGUAAGAACCCAGUACCUACAGGACACUUAAUGGAGUAGCACAGUGGUCCCCAACUCCGGUCGUCAAGUACCCCCAACAGUACAAGCACAGCUGAUUCAACUUGUCAACUCAUUAUCAGGCCCUCAAUGAGUUGAAGCAGGUAUGUUUGCUGUCGGGGGUUCUCGAGGACCGGAGUUGGGAUCCACUGGAGUAUCAGAUCAUUGAAACUAAUAUCUGUAGAAUUAUAAUUGGAACAACUUCUAACUCUUGGAACACCCAUGAAAUCAUUGGCAGAUCUAUUCCAUGGAACCCUGGCAGUUGGACCAGGUCAGAGUUGUGGGUCGAUGGAAAACUCCCCGUGGACAACACAGUCUUCAUUCCCUCUCCCUCUAUGUCCUCUUCCAGAUCCAGGGAAUUCCCCCAUGUCUUCACUCUUCAGUGACUUUGGUGCUCUGAGCAUAUCACAAAGGAGAAAGGUGAGAGCACCUCUUCCCUGGUGUGGUCAUCAACCAAGGGGAAUAGUUUGAUAUUCAUAUGUCUAUUGAGUUUUAGGGCCUAAGGUGGAAAAUUGUCAAACCUAAACCCAUGCAUUGUGGUCCGUUUGUGUGUUUUCUCUAGAUAACAUAAUCCGGUCACUGAUUGUUUUUGUUGUGAACUGUGAUGAAGACAAAUCCGCUAAUAAGGAAAAUAAACAUUGUAUAAAACAAAUACAAUCUCUGAAGGCAAGAAGAACAAUUGAAUCAAAUCCUAGGGUUAUGCAUCUCUUAUUCUCUCUCUCCAGGGUCCUAACCCUACAGCCAAUGAAUUCAUCCCUAAGGGGGCUCCCCGCAUGGCCACUAUGGUCCAGUCCAGUGGUCCGGCCUUCCCCUCGCCCCUCUUCCCCCACCUCGGCCUCAGCAGCUCCACCGCCCUAGCACCUGGUGAGCCAUCCACUCCAAAAAAAAAAACACUUCAUUCUCUGACUUAGAACACUUCUAGGCGUUGUUCUCCCUUUGCACCAUAUCAUGGAUAUUCCAGGUUGUCAGGGUGAGUGAGUUUGCAGUGUAAAGGUUCUCUAUUGAUGUAACCUCCCAUUGUUCUCUUGCAUAACCAAGUGAAUUGACUCCAUACAAUGGAGAUGCUCUAGAAAAAACAGCAGACAAUGUAUUAUUCAGGUAAAUCCCCGACAUUAUGAAUUCUGCCUUGGUUAGUCAGAACAAUGUAUGGAGGUGCUCCAAUGAACUCUGUUUAACACACCCUCUCUGGUAUCCCCCAUACAGGGAUGUCUCUCUCUGCGGGAUCCUCCCCCCUCCACUCCCCCAAAAUCACACCCCAAACCUCACCCGCCCCUCGCCGGCGUAGCCACACCCCCAACCCCAACAACCCUAACCCAGCCAACUACAUGGUGCCCACCAGUGUGUCUGACCAGGGGGCCCACAUCAUCCAGAAGGAGACGGUGGGGGGGACAACAUAUUUUUACACUGAUAACACCCCCGCUCCCAUGGCCGGGAUGGUACGUUCCAUUUAGUCUGCCCUUACUGACAGCAUGAAAAUACAUUACGUCAUCCUCAUCUGUAGACUUGUUAGUUUUAAUUUCUCCAUAAAUGGGAAGUGCAGUCGUUAAAUGUGUGUGGUUUCUGUGCAGGUGUUUCCUACCUACCACAUCUACCCCCCCACUGCUCCCCACGUUGCCUACAUGCAGCCCAAAGCCAACGCCCCGUCCUUCUUCAUGGCUGAUGAACUCCGACAGGUACGCCCUCGCUCUCUCUCUUCCCCCUAACUGAUUCUUUCCGUCUGAAACGCCUACUCUCUGUUCCCAUUUCUGUCCCCUCUCUUUCUUUCAUUCUCUUUUUCGCCCUGUCUCCAUAUUUCUCUCUCUCUGCGCCUCUGUUCUGACUGGCUUUGUUCUAAUCCUCCAAUCUCUCUCCAUGCUGUGAUGUCAGUGUUGAUCUCUGAUGUCAUUUCCUGUGGUUCCCUCUAGGAGCUGAUAAACAGACAUCUGAUCACCAUGGCUCAGAUCGACCAGUCAGAGAACACAGGUAAGGCAUCCCUUCCCUGAUUGGCCCAACCGAGGUGGGGGGGGGACUGUUAUUGGCGUUGUGGUCAUUGUGUGAUGGCAUGGCCUAUCACAGUUGACUGAAAGUGAGACUGAAUGUUCUAUGAUCCUGAAUCGUGUCUGUCUUUAGGAUUCCACUAAUAGUCACACUGUGGUUGGUUCAUAGAACAUUCUCAAGUUGUUCAGCUGUAGCUCCUGUAGCUCAGUUGGUAGAGCAUGGCGCUUGCAACGCCAGGGUUGUGGGUUCGUUUCCCACGGGGGGCCAGUAUGAAAAUGUAUGCACUCACUAACUUCAAGUCGCUCUGGAUAAGAGCGUCUGCUAAAUGACUAAAAUGUAAAACUUGUAACUUAAGAUGAGUGCCAACUGAUGUAGUUGAUUUUGGCGCUGUUUGUGUGCUGGUGUAUGUAGAUGUGUUGUAAUGACGUGUAUCCCUGUCCCCUCUGUCCCAGGUGUUCCAUCUGAGGUGGACAGCUACCACAGCCUGUUUCCCCUGGAGCCUGUCCCCCCUCCCAACCGCCUGCAGAAGACCAGCAACUUCAGCUACAUCACUUCCUGCUACAAGGCCGUCAACAGCAAGGACGACCUGCCAUACUGCCUGAGGAGGUUACAUGGUGAGGCGCUCGUAUGCCAGAAGAUGAACACACACACGUUAUCCUUCCUGCCAUUGAGAUUUUAAAUGAUCUUAUAUUUGGUAUGGAAUGUAUUUUCUUUCAGCCUACUUGAGUGGUCAUGUUCUCUGAAUGUCUUUGCUGUGUGUGUGUCCAGGUUUCAGGCUAGUGAACACCAAGUGUAUGAUGCUGGUGGACAUGUGGAAGAAGAUCCAGCACUCCAACUCUGUUACCCUGAGGGAGGUCUUCACCACCAAGGCCUUUGGAGACCACUGUGAGUCGUGUGUGUGUGUGGGGGGGGUCUCUGUGUCCCCCAUGUUGUAUGUGUGUUUGUGUAUACAUGUGGGAUUGUUUACAUUGGUGUUUGUGUGAGUGUGUUUGACCCAUAAUAAACCCCCAUGAUAACCUCCUGUGGGGCUGUGUGUGUGUGUGGGGCUGUGUGUGUGUGUGGGGCUGUGUGUGUGUGGGGCUGUGUGUGUGUGUGUGUGUGUGUGUGUGUGGGGCUGUGUGUGUGUACAUUUACAUUUAACAUGUACAUUUAAGUCAUUUAGCAGAUGCUCUUAUCCAGAGCGACUUACAAAUUGGUGCAUUCAACUUAGGAUAGCCAGUGGGACAACCACCACUGGGGGAGGGGGGGUGUAGAAGGAUUACUGUUAGACUAUUCCAGGUAAUGUGUACAUUUUUUUUUUUUUUUUGUGUUUGACCCAUAAUAAACCCCCAUGAUAACCUCCUGUUUCUCUCAGCGUUGGUGUUCUCCUAUGACUUCCAUGCGGGGGCAGAGACCAUGUUCAGCAGGCACUUCAACGACCCUGCGGCCGACUCCUACUUCACCAAGAGGAAGUGGGGUGAGUCUUCCCAACACACUCCCCCAUACUGACCCCAACACACUCCCCCAUACUGUGGGGAGCUGUGUGUGUGUGUGUGGUGGUGUGGUGGGGUGUGUGUGUGUGUGUGUGGGGUGUGGUGUUGUGGGUGUGUGGUGUGUGGUGUGUGUGUGUGGGCUGUGUGUGUGGGUGUGGGUGUGUGUGUGUGUGGGUUGGUGGUGUGUGUGUGUGUGUGUGGGGUGGUGUGUGUGUGGGGUGGUGGGGGUGUUGUGUGUGGUGGGUGGGGUGUGGUUGUGGGUGGUGGGGUGUGUGUGUGUGGGGUGGGGGUGUGUGUGUGGGGCUGGGUGGGGGGCUGUGGGUGUGUGUGGGUGUGUGUGGGGGUGGUGGGUGGGUGGUGGGGGCUGUGUGGUGGGGGCGUGUGUGUGGGUGGGUGGGUGGUGUGUGGGGGUGGGGUGUGUGUGGGGGUGGGUGGGGUGUGUGUGUGGGUGGGUGGGGUGUUGUGUGGUGGGUGGGUGGGGUGUGGUGGUGGUGUGGGGUGUGUGUGGGGGGUGUUGGGUGUGUGUGUGUGGGGUGGGUGUGUGUGUGUGUGUGGUGUGUGGGUGUGUGUGUGUGUGUGUGGGGGCUGUGUGUGUGUGUGUGGGGGGCUGUGUGUGUGUGUGGGGCUGUGUGUGUGUGGGGCUGUGUGUGUGUGUGUGCGUCAAUUAACUUCAGGUUGGAAAGUGGAAGCUCUAGAAAGAGGCCCGAGUUCCUGAGUUGGAAUUCCGAGUUCGAUGACCGUUCAAAAUGAUUUUCCCAGUCGGAGCUAGUUAUUUAAAAAAAAUCUAUUCCCAGUUGUCUUGAAUGCACUGAAGACUGAGAUUUCCGAGUUAUUUUGAAUGCUGCAUCAAAUGGCAACGGAAGGCAGGUUUUGUCAGCGCGUCACACACCACUUUGCAAUGAGCAUGCAUUUUGAAAUCAUACUCUUAAUUGUUUGAAACCUGAAUGUUUUAAUACAUAUUAUGAGGUAUGUCUUACCUUGCUUCAAAGUAGCCUAUUAGAUCUCCUCUAUUCCUAACGGAUAUUUUCAUCUCACAUGAAACCGCUCGCAUGUACAGUGCCCUUUUGACAACAGUUUUCCCGCUAAUUGCAUUAUGGAAGGAACAUCCGCGCGUAGCCUACUGCCUUGUGUGCAUUGCUGCGCUUAAACUAUUAUUUCUUCAUAUUAUAUCAACAUUUUUAAGCUAAACGUUCUGAUCCGUUACAUCGGACUGCUUGCUUUUUUAAAUGUAGCCGAGGCCUACUGGUUGGAUGAAUUUGGGAUCUAUCGUCCCAGUGUCUGUUUUAGAAUAGGCUAGUUCUUUCUCGACAAGCUGACCAAUAGAAUAGGUAGCCUAAACUUUUCUACUAUAGUAGAUUGACAUAGGCUCGUGAUUUUGCUGUUCGUUAGUAAUCUUGUUGGCUGAGGAAAAGUACAUGUGGACAGUUAUUCUAACAUGUUCAAAGUGCACAUCAGAAUUCGUUGCAUCCUCGACGUGCAUGUUCUGUUAAUAUGAAUUACCAUAUUCUAAAUGUGAUUUCUGUCAUUCUGAGCACCGUGGGUGGACAACUUAAUCAGGUUACGCACCCAAUGCAUAUGGUACAUUUCUCAAAUGUCCAGUAAAUUUAAAAUGUUGCCAGUCAAAUGUCUGGCGCCACAUUUUCCUAAAGGAAACCAGUGAGGUUGCCAGUGCUGAUUGUUUCUGUGUGAGUGUGGUAGAGGGGUGUGUGUGCGUGUGGUGCCAGCACUGACAGUUGCUGGUCUGUGUGACGGUAGGGGUGUGUGUUGCGUGGUUGCGGGUGUGUUCAAGCUGUAGUCAGGGGAAGCUGUGGCUGAAAGUGAUCCUGAGACCGGUGCUAUAGCUACCAGCCAGAGGAAGUAGAACCUCUCUGGCCUCACUGACCUCAUGGCAACAGGUGUUUUAGUGUCAUUACUACUCUUACACAGCAACACCUCUCUGUGGCCUCACAGCAACAAUACGGGUCACACUAAUAGUUCUGCUACUCUAUAUCGCACUACAGCAACACCUCUCUCAAGUGUUCAACAAGUGGGUGUUUGUGCAAGGAUGCGUCUGACAUUUGCAAGGAAGUUGAUACCAUUUAUUUUCUUAAACCCUUUAUUUGGAAAGCCUCAAUGUAGGGUGUCCACCCACUCUGCCCAGAGUUGGUGAAAAUGGGCUUUGGUAAUGAAAUGGCACUUCUUAUGUUAUUAAAUACAUUUUACCAAGACAAAGGGGAUGUAGCUCAGUUGGUAGAGCAUGGCGUUUGCAACGCCAGGGUUGUGGGUUCGAUAAAAUAAUGUAUGCGCUAACUGUAAGUCGCUCUGGAUAAGAGUGUCUGCUAAAUGACUAAAAUGUAAAUGUAAAUAUGAUUCUUCAUGUUCUGAAUUGUUCAGUGGGGAAUUUCUCUAACAUAUCAACAUUAUAUCAAAAAAGUCGGAUUUCGUAACCUAAUACGUCCGAUAAUAAGCACCGGUGCCGCUUUCUCGCAGCGACUUUUGAGGAUUUUACAUGUUGUGGUGGUCAUCUGCAAAGUAGUUUUUGCAGUUCACAAAAAGCGAAAUUAACAUGAACUGAAUUAAAUGUAAAAUGCUUUGAAAAUAAAAAGCUUGCGUUAUACUCAGUGCCCCGUUGACAUGCUUGUUUUUGUGAGAAAUCUAAGAAAAAUAACAAGAAUUUUGAAUUAAUAUGAAAAGUGCAAACUGACAUUUGAAAAUACUAGCUACAUGCCAUGUCUCAAUCAAUAUGUCUUACCUCUAAUUUGUUUUUAUGUCCUCCGGAUUGGAGAAGAAAGAUGAGUUCAACUGUGAGCCUGUCAGAUAGUCUUAAUUCUCACACAGCAUCCAGCCUAGCUGACGCAAUGCUAUUUUCCAGAUUUUUGACCACUUUUUUUCCUCUGGCCUCCAUUGAUUUAGUCACCCUAAUUCUGGCCAUCCUACAAGGGUAAAAACUCCAAUAACUUUUUAACAGAUUAGGAUAGAGACAUGGGGUUUGAACCGUUGGUUUUCUUAGGAGUAUCUACACACAUUAUUUUACCCAUUGGUCAAAAGAUGCGUUUUUGAUUGGACACCCUACUCAGUGUUUCGUCUGUGUUUUCCUUUCGUGUGUGUCCUGUUCCCCCCCCUGUAGGGCAGCACGAGCCCCCUCCACCACGGCAGCACGCAGGUCUACUUCCUGAGUCUCUGAUCUGGGCCUACAUCGUCCAGCUGAGCUCAGCCCUCAGAACCAUCCACACUGCUGGUCUGGCCUGUAGGGUCAUGGACCCCAGCAAGAUCCUCAUCACCGGCAAGACCAGGUACACACACCUCGCAGACACACACACACUCACACACAUUGCUGACCAAGGUUAUGGAUCCCAGCAAGAUCCAUAUUCUCUGAAACCAGUUAGACACACCAUAUUUUGAAUGUGAUGCAGUGUGGUCAGAGAAACUGAGAACUGUCUAUUUUUCAUGCAACUUAGAACCAGUCACAGUUGCUGUCUCUGGUUUAGUCCUGAAUUCCCACCAUUUUUGCAUUGCUUGAUUGUGGACAGGUUCCUUGCUAGAGAACUGUGCAGAAACCAAUGUGUCUGUAAGCCCCCUGAUGUUUAUGUUGUAGCGCUGAUACAGUGCCUUGGAAAAGUAUUCAUCCCCCUUGGUGAUUUUCCUAUUUUGUUGCAUUACAACCUGUAAUUUAAAUGGAUUUUUAUGUGGGUUUCAUGUAAUGGACAACAUUUUCCAAAUUGGUGAAGUGAAAUGAAAAAAAUAACUUAUUUCAAAAAAAGUAAUAAUGGAAAAGUGGUGCGUGGAUAUGUAUUCACCCCCUUUGCUAUGAAGCCCCUAAAUAAGAUCUGGUGCAACCAAUUACCUUCAGAAGUCACAUAAUUAGUUAGAUUGCACACAGGUGGACUUUAUUUAAGUGUCACAUGAUCUCAGUAUAUAUACACCUGUUCUGAAAGGCCCCAGAGUCUGCAACACCACUAAGCAAGGGGCACCACCAAGCAAGCGGCACCAUGAAGACCAAGGAGCUCUCCAAACAGGUCAGGGACAAAGUUGUGGAGAAGUACAGAUCAGGGUUGUGUUAUAAAAAAAUAUCCAAAACUUUGAACAUCCCACGGAGCACCAUUUAAAUCCAUUAUUAAAAAAUGGAAAGAAUAUGGCACCACAAGAAACCUGCCAAGAGAGGGCCGCCCACAAAAACUCACAGACCAGGCAAGGAGGGCAUUAAUCAGAGGGGCAACAAAGAGACCAAAGAUAACCCUGAAGGAGCUGCAAAGCUCCACAGCAGAGAUUGGAGUAUCUGUCCAUAGGACCACUUUAAGCCGUACACUCCACAGAGCUGGGCUUUACGGAAGAGUGGCCAGAAAAAAGCCAUUGCUUAAAGAAAAGAAUAAGCAAACACGUUUUGUGUUCGCCAUAAGACAUGUGGGAGACUCCCCAAACAUAUGGAAGAAGGUACUCUGGUCAGAUGAGAUUAAAAUUGAGCUUUUUGGACAUCAAGAAAAACGCUAUGUCUGGCGCAAACCCAACACCUCUCAUCACCCCGAGAACACCAUCCCCACAGUGAAGCGUGGUGGUGGCAGUAUCAUGCUGUGGGGAUGUUUUUCAUCGGCAGGGACUGGGAAACUGGUCUGAAUUGAAGGAAUGAUGGCGCUAAAUACAGGGAAAUUCUUGAGGGAAACCUGUUUCAGUCUUCCAGAGAUUUGAGGCUGGGACGGAGGUUCACCUGCCAGCAGGAUAAUGAACCUAAGCAUACUGCUAAAGCAACACUCGAGUGGUUUAAGGGAAAAUAUUUAAAUGUCUUGGAAUGGCCUAGUCAAAGCCCAAACCUCAAUCCAAUUGAGAAUCUGUGGUAUGACUUAAAGAUUGCUGUACACUAGUGGAACCCAUCCAACCUGAAGGAGCUGGAGCAGUUUUGCCUUGAAGAAUGGGCAAAAAUGCCAGUGGCUAGAUGUGCCAAGCUUAUAGAGACAUACCCCAAGAGACUUGCAGAAGGUGGCUCUACAAAGUAUUGACUUGGUGGUCUAAGGCACUGCAUUGCAGUGCUAGCUGUGCCACUAGAGAUCCUGGUUCGAAUCCAGGCUCUGUCGUAGCCGGCCGCGACCUGGAGACCCAUGGGGUGGCGCACAAUUGGCCAAGCGUUGUCCAGGGUAGGGGAGGGAAUGGCCGGCAGGGAUGUAGCUCAGUUGGUAGAGCAUGGCAUUUGCAAUGCCAGGGUUGUGGGUUCGAUUCCCACGGGGGGCCAGUAUGAAAAAGAAAAAAAAAGAAUGUAUGCACUCACUAAUUGUAAGUCGCUCUGGAUAUGACUUAAAUGUAAAAUGUUAAUAGUUAUGCACGCUCAAGUUUUCUUUUUUUUGUCUCAUUUCUUGUUUGUUUCACACCAAAAAAUAUUUUGCAUCUUCAAAGUGGUAGGCAUGUUGUGUACAUCAUAUGAUACAAACCCCCCAAAAAUCAAUUUUAAUUCCAGGUUGUAAGGCAACAAAAUAGGAAAAAUGCCAAGGGGGUUGAACACUUUCACAAGCCACUGUAGUAUCUGCUGGGUUAUUUACUGUAAAGUACAGUGAAAGCAGAAGUUCUAUAUUAGUCCUGGCUUCCUUUUCUCAGAAUGGGGAGAAACCACACAGUGACAUCACGCUAAUAUUUUACACACCCACACACUCAACUUGCCUUUUUAUCUUUGCAGGUUACGGGUGAAUUGUGUAGGGGUGUUUGAUGUCUUAACGUUUGACAACAGUCAGACCAACCAUCUGGCCCUCAUGCCACAGUACCAGGUACAGUAACCCCCCUGUCCGGAAAACCUACCAAUUCUUUCCUGAUAAAAUUGCAAGCCCAUUCUGGUCAUCCUGGUAUUCCCGUUCAAACCGGAAAUGCAAUUUAAAAAGCAUAAUAUCAGCAAAAACAAAUCUGAUUUGUUGCAAUUUAAUCAACUCGAGUUCUGUCACCACACUUUCGUUGAUUUAGCGUAGUUUUAAUGUAGGCCUAUGAAGCACGUUGGCCGACUUGGUAAAAUAUUAUGAAGUUAUUAAAGCCUGAAAAUUCUAUUAGUUUUUUUUGUCUUUGACUGAGAUGUCAAUACAUCAUGUUUGUUCUGUUCUUCCUGUAUGCACCUGGUUGGGAAAUUAAUACUGUUGUGGUUAUUUGUACUUUAUGAUUAUCGACUUAUUGUGGUGUAUUUGUCACAGAGAACAUCAGAUUCUCCGGCUAAAAAAACAAAUAAGCAAAUAGACCUAGUAGCAGAUAUUCAGCACCAUGGAUUAGGCUUGGGUGGUAUACCGGGUUAUAUGGAAAUAGCCACAGGAUGGUUUUUCAAUACCGUCAAUACUGUUGAAACGAUUUAUUUGACGUUUGUGAAAAACAUAAAAUAGUUUGUAGCUACUUUAAGUAAAUACCUGCAGACAACUUGUGCAAUAUGUUAGGAGAUAAAGCAGAUCACAUUUUCCUGGCUACACCAAGGAAAAAGCUACACCAAGGAAAAAGCUACAGAGCGUUGUCUGCUGAUAGAAUGCCGUUCGUGAAUUCUCAUCCGAGUGGAGUAAUGCAACUGAAGCACAAAAUUAGAAAUUACAAUAACAAACAUUUUAGAUCUGCAGCGAGAUUUCUUCCGCGUUUUUAUCUUUUUUUUCCCUUCUAGAAAAAUGAAGAAUUCUGCGUUAACUAGCAAGUUAAACUUAGGGGUCGCAUUAUCUAAGUAAGUUACUGAAUGAGUAAGGUGACAGGGCAUGUUAUUGUGUAAGCUUUCUGCUGUGUUUGAGAGGUCAGAGCCCUUUUGGAGGAGUUGUCUGUACAGCUGCUAUCUUUUCAUUUCCUUGCCUUUUUUCCUCUCUGUUCUGGACCCGUCUGCUCCUCCCCCAUCUUCUCCAAGCAGAGCAGGCAGGCCAGUUGCCCUAGCGACUCCAGACAGAAACAGCGUGUACAUACACUAUAUAUACACAAAAGUAUGUGGACAACCCUUCAAAUUAGUAUAUUCGGCUAUUUCAGCCACACCCAUUGCUGACAGGUGUAUAAAAUCGAGCACACAGCCAUGCAAUUUCCAUAGACAAACAUUGGCAGUAAUAUAGCCUUACUAAAGAGCUCAUUGACUGUCAACGUGGCACCGUGAUAGGAUGCCACCUUUCCAACAAGUCACUUCGUCAAAUUUCUGCCCUGUUAGAGCUGCCCCGAUCAAUUGUCAGUGUUGUUAUUGUGAAUUGGAAAGGUCUAGGAGCAACAACUGCUCAGCCGUGAAGUGGUAGGCCACACAAGCUCACAGAACGGGAUUGCCGAGUGCUGUAGCGCGUAAAAAUCGUCUGUCCUCGGUUGCAACACUCACUACCAAGUUCCAAACUGCCUCUGGAAGCAACGUCAGCACAAUAACUGUUAGUUGGGAGCUUCAUGAAAUGGGUUUCCAUGGCCGAGAAGCCGCACAAGCCUAAGAUCACCAUGUGCAAUGCCAAGCGUCGGCUGGCGGGGUGUAAAGCUCGCCGCCAUUGGACUCUGGAGCAGUGGAAACGCGUUCUCUGGAGUGAUUAAUCACGCUUCACCAUCUGACAAUCCGACAGACAAAUCUGGGUUUGGCGGAUGCCAGGAGAACGCUACCUGCCCGAAUGCAUAAAGCCAACUGUAAAGUUUGGUGGAGGAGAAAUAAUGGUCUGGGGCUGUUUUCCAUUGAAGGGAAAUGUUAACGCUACAGCAUACAAUCACAUUCUAGAUGAUUCUAUGCUUCCAACUUUGUAGCAACAGUUUGGGGAAGGCCCUUUCCUGUUUAAGCAUGACAAUGCCCCCGUGCACAAAGCGAGGUCCAUACAUAAAUGGUUUGUCGAGAUUGGUGUGGAAGAACUUGACUGGCGUGCACACAGCCCUGACCUCAACCCCUUUGGGAUAAAUUGGAACGCCGACUGCAAGCCAGGCCCAAUCGCCCACCAUCAGUGCCCGGCCUCACUAAUGCUCUUGUGGCUGAAUGGAAGCAAGUCUCCACGGCAAUGUUCCAACAUCUAGUGGAAAUGUUCCAACAUCUAGUGGAAAGCCUCCCAGAAGAGUGGAGGCUGUUUAUAGCAGCAAAGGGGGAACCAACUCCAUAUUUAAUGCCCAUGAUUUUGGAAUGAGAUGUUUGACGAGCAUGUCCACAUACAGUCGUGGUCAAUAGUUUUGAGAAUGACACAAGUAUUGGUCUUCACAAAGUUCGCUGCUUCAGAUAUUUUUGUCAGAUGUUACUAUGGUAUACUGAAAUAUAAUUAUAAGCAUUCCAUAAGUGUCAAAGGCUUUUUAUUGACAAUUACAUUAAGUUUAUGCAAAGAGUCAAUAUUUGCAGUGUUGACCCUUCUUUUUCAAGACCUCUGCAAUCCGCCCUGGCAUGCUGUCAAUUAACUUCUGGGUCACAUCCUGACUGAUGGCAGCCCAUUCUUGCAUAAUCAAUGCUUGGAGUUUGUCAGAAUUUGUGGGUUUGUGUUUGUCCACCCGCCUCUUGAGGAUUGACCACAAGUUCUCAAUGGGAUUAAGGUCUGGGGAGUUUCCUGGCCAUGGACCCAAAAUGUCGAUGUUUUGUUCCCCGAGCCACUUAGUUAUCACUUUUGCCUUAUGGCAAGGUGCUCCAUCAUGCUGGAAAAGGCAUUGGUCGUCACCAAACUGUUCUUGGAUGGUUGGGAGAAGUUGCUCUCGGAGGAUGUUGGUACCAUUCUUUAUUCAUGGCUGUGUUCUUAGGCAAAAUUGUGAGUGAGCCCACUCCUUUGGCUGAGAAGCAACCCCACACAUGAAUGGUCUCAGGAUGCUUUACUGUUGGCAUGAGACAGGACUGAUGGUAGCACUCACCUUGUCUUCUUCGGACAAGCUUUUUUGCCGGAUGCCCCAAACAAUCGGAAAGGGGAUUCAUCAGAGAAAAUGACUUUACCCCAGUCCUCAGCAGUCCAAUCCCUGUACCUUUUGCAGAAUAUCAGUCUAUCCCUGAUGUUUUUCCUGGAGAGAAGUGGCUUCUUUGCUGCCCUUCUUGACACCAGGCCAUCCUCCAAAAGUCUUCGCCUCACUGUGCGUGCAGAUGCACUCACACCUGCCUGCUGCCAUUCCUGAGCAAGCUCUGCACUGGUGGUGCCCCGAUCCCGCAGCUGAAUCAACUUUAGGAGACGGUGCUGGCGUUUGCUGGACUUUCUUGGGCGCCCUGACGCCUUCUUCACAACAAUUGAACGACUCCCCUUGAAGUUCUUGAUGAUCCGAUAAAUGGUUGAUUUAGGUGCAAUCUUACUAGCAGCAAUAUCCUUGCCUGUGAAGCCCUUUUUGUGCAAAGCAAUGAUGACGGCACGUGUUUCCUUGCAGGUAACCAUGGUUAACAGAGGAAGAACAAUGAUUUCAAGCACCACCCUCCUUUUAAAGCUUCCAGUCUGUUAUUCUAACUCAAUCAGCAUGACGGAGUGAUCUCCAGCCUUGGCCUCGUCAACACUCUCACCUGUGUUUAACGAGAGAAUCACUGACAUGAUGGCAGCUGGUCCUUUUGUGGCAGGGCUGAAAUGCAGUGGAAAUGUUUUUUGGGGAUUUAAGUUCAUUUUCAUGGCAAAGAGGGACUUUGCAAUUAAUUGCAAUUCAUCUGAUCACUCCAUGACUUUCUGGAGUAUAUGCAAAUUGCCAUCAUCAAAACUGAGGCAGCAGACUUUGUGAAAAUGAGUAUUUGUGUCAUUCUCAAAACUUUUGACCACGACUGUACAUGUAUAACUAUAUGAGCUGGAUUGCCUGUCUUUGCAAUUUAGUUUCAUUUGUGCAAUUCAUUUGUGCAAGUUAGCAUAUUUAGCUAGCAGCCUCAUGGAAAUGUGCUAUUACUUGGAUAGUAGCAGAGAUUCAGCACCAUGGAUAGCGCCACGGUUGAUCUGACUAGUAAACCUGCCGUGCUCUCGUUAGUGUAACAUCAUGGAAAACAUGUUCACGUCUAUUUCCUCAAGCACUAUUGUGGACAAUGUAUCAGCCGUUUUGGGAGUAACCACAGUUUCUAUUUGAGCCUCUGCUAGUGCCAGACGUGUGUGUGUGUGUGUGUGUGUGUGUGUGUGUGUGUGUGUGUGUGUGUGUGUGUGUGUGUUGUACUUCGCUCUGUGAGUUUUUGUCUUGCUGGCCUGAUUUCCUUUGGAAAUGGUUGAGUUGGCCCCUGGCCGUAGUGUGUUCUGUUGUUAACCCUGUUAUCCUGUGUGCUUGCAGCAAGCGGACCUGAUCUCACUGGGCAAGGUGGUGUUGGCCCUGGCCUGUAACUCUCUGGCUGGCAUUCAGAGAGAGAACCUGCAGAAGGCCAUGGAGCUGGUGUCAAUCAACUACUCAUCAGACCUCAAGAACCUCAUCCUGUAAGACACACUGACACAACAUACACAGACACACACAGACAGAACCCAUCCUUGAAGAGAAGGACACCGGAUCCUCCCCUAAGCCAUCUGACACACACAUACUCAUCUGCAACAACCACAACACACUCAGAUAUACAAGUGAACGCACUGUUUGCACAGACAAGUACUCACACUCACUCACUCCGUAACUGUUUGUAGGUAUCUGUUGACAGAGCAGUCUAGGCUGCGCAGCGUCAAUGACAUCAUGCCCAUGAUCGGAGCUCGCUUCUACACACAGCUGGACGCAUCACAGAUGAGGAAUGAUGUCAUUGAGGAGGACCUGGCGAAGGUACGCUAACAGACAGACAGACACACACACACACACACUCGUGAUGCCACCUCUGCUCUGUCGGAGGGCUGGUAAAGGGAAGGAAGGCAUGCAAGGAGAGGUGUUGAGGGCUGUGAAGAUACAGGAUGUUAUUUGUGUGCCGCGGCCCCUCUGUCUCUCUACAGCUUCUGCUGUUCUGUUCUAGCCUCAGACAUGAGGUGAGAAACCACUGGCUUCUCAGUGGUUUCCCCCCCCCCCCAACCCCACUGCUUAACACCCCCUCUGCAGCACUACUCAAGUUUUGUUUUGGUGCUUGUAACAGGAGACAGAGUAGUGUGUGAGCUGUUCUGCUGCCAUCUUUAGAAUUGGACUGAAAGGUGGCAUUUCCUGUUUAUCUCAAUCUCAUCACUGUUGUCUGUCUGUUCAUCAGUUGUGUAUGUUGUGUGUGCGUCUACAUGUUAUCAUUACAGUCUCUUGCUGUGUGUUCCUUUUCAGAAAUGUUUCUGGUUGUAUUUUUAACCACACUGCCCUUCUUGCUUUUCAACGCGCUACAUCUUCCUCACUCACAUACAACCUACAUAAGCACCGCCGUGCUGAGUUGGGUCACAGCAGAGGUGCGCGUGACAGAUUUCUGGUGUGUUAUCAAGCGGGCGUUGGUGUGUGUGUGUUCUCUCUGGGUUUGGUCUGAUCUUGAUGUAUUUAAGUCCAGUAAUAUAUAACUAAUACUGCUAUCUACAGCUCUCCAAUAUAGGCAACCACAUCCCAGUGUAAAAUAUAACAUUUUGGACUUAACAUCAAUGGUUCAUUUGAUUAUUUUGUGUUGUGGUUCUGUAUGUAUGGUACAGGUAACUUCCAGAAUAAAGGAAACACUUGAGUAAAUGAGGGAUACAAAGUAUAUUGAAAGCAGGUGCUUCCACACGGGUGUGGUUCCUGAGUUAAGCAAUUAAAACAUACCAUCAUGCUUAGGGUCAUGUAUAAAAAUGCCCAGUUGCCCAUUAUUUUGGCUACCAUGGCUAGAAGAAGAGAUCUCAGUGACUUUGAAAGAGGGGUCUCAAAGGAGCAUAGGGGGUUUAAAGGGUGUGUGUGUCUCAGUCACCAGAUCUCAACCCAACUGAACACUUAUGGGAGAUUCUGGAGUGGCGCCUGAGACAGCGCUUUCCACCACCAUGAACAAAACACCAACUUAUGGAAUUUAUCGUGGAAGAAUGGUGUCACAUCCCUCCAAUAGAGUUCCAGACACUUGUAGAAUCUAUGCCCACAGCUGGCAGCACCCAAGUAAUCAUCAAUUUAGAACGCAGCUGCACACGAGCCGAUCGUAAUGCCCAUGGUAAAUUUGGUUUGACAUUCCAUAUCCCUAUUGCUAGUUAGGGACCAUCCGUACAUUAUCUAUGUACAUGGGACAAUAUUUUAAAAUGUCAAUGGCUCCAAAUUUCAAUGACUUAAGGCAACUAAAUUGUGGAAAUUCAUAUACGAAUAUUGAAAGCAUUUGAGGCAACUAAAAAAUGUGCAACAUUAAAAUAUUGUCCCAUUUACUAGCCCCAGAGAUGUGCUAUACAAUGUUAAAUCAACUUUGCCACGAUCGCACACCAGCCGGCUGAAGCUAAUUGGUGAAAGUUGCCUAGCACUACCUAGCCUCGGUGACUUCUUCAAGACAACCUGGUUAGACUGUUUCAAGUGAUCUACAAGGGUGAGUGACUGUAACUGUGUACUGUUUUUUUGGCAGAGUGAACACGCAUGCGAGACACCCACACUAACCCCCCCCUUCCCCCCAAUGACAACUGUCAUUUCAUAAUGACGAAGCAUGAGGCCAACUCAGGAAGUUCAGCCUUCUUUUAAGACACUUUAUGUUGGUGUUUCAUUUAUGUUGGCAGUUACCUAAUAUAUGUCUUAUACAGUAGUUUUAUCUCUGUUGUAGGAGGUACAGAAUGGUCGUCUCUUCCGUCUGUUGGCCAAACUGGGCACCAUCAAUGAGAGGCCAGAGUAAGUACUGAACCACUCUGUUAGGAGUGUAUUUGUAACAUUGACCAAUUGACUUCUGCCUUCAUAUCACACCUCUGCCAGCACUCUUCGCUUGUAGGUGUUUAACUGUUUGUGUGUGUCUUACUCUCUCUGUGUGUGUGUGUCAGGUUUCAGAAGGACCAUACAUGGUCUGAGACGGGGGACCGCUACCUGCUGAAGCUGUUCAGAGACCACCUGUUCCACCAGGUGACGGAGGCUGGGACCCCCUGGAUAGACCUCAGCCACAUUGUUUCCUGCCUCAACAAAGUACGCCUGCUCCACCUGCCACUCUUUUCGCAUCUCUCUCUCUCUCUCUCUCUCUCUCUCUCUCUCUCUGUCACUUUCAAACCCUCUUCUCUGGCUUGUUUUCGCACACUCCUUUCAAUCUCACCGACUUCUUUCUUUUUCUCAUGCCCUUCCUCUCUCAUUUUCCUCUGCCAUACCCUUCUCCAUCUUGUCCUCUCCUCUCACCCUUUCUGCGUAUAUUGUGUUGGUGCUCAGCUGGCUACUAGUCUACCAGUACUCUCCCCUUCUCUCUGUGUAGCUGGACGCAGGCGUGCCUGAGAAGAUCAGCUUAGUGUCUCGUGAUGAGAAGAGUGUUCUGGUGGUGACCUACUCGGACCUGAAGCGCUGCUUCGACAGUACCUUUCAGGAGCUGCAGCAGGCUGCUGCCACCGGCCCCCUGUAG